AUGAAAAAGUUUACCCAGAUCCUCACGCGGCGAAUCACGCGCUCGACAACGCCUGACUACGAAUCGGCUGCGCCCUUUGAGUCCAACUGCUUCCACCAGCUCACAUCCACGCGCCUUGCCAAAGGAGACAGCUUCAAGCGCCCUGCGCCUCGCUCCGGCUCCAGUCGCAUCCUCGCCGACGACGCUCACUUCGACGACAUAUGCUGGACAUGUAAAGGCAUCGACUUCCCAAAAGUCCUGGACUGGCAACCAGGCGACCGACGCCCAUGGAUCCCUCUCGCCCACACCCUCAGCCCAGAGUUCCCCGACUGCCCCUACUGCUCUUUUUUUCGCCAGCUCAUUGGGUUCGAUCCGGGCGCCGACGGGUCGAGCAAGUUCACCCCCUACCUGCGUAUCCGGCAAGCUUUUGAGAGGCUCGGCGUGAAGGAGAAGCAUGAACUGGGAGGCGCCGUCAUAUUCGAGGUCACGACCAAGAACAAGAGCCUGAUGGAGGGGUACAUCAUCAAGAUGGCAGAUGACGAGGUGGAUCUCGCUGCCUAUGAGAGCUGCCCUCGCAGACCUGAGCUUCGGGGACGCACCGUCACAGACUUGGUAGAUGCCGCAUUACCGAAGACUUGGAUCGAUUUCUGCAAGGACAACCAUACCGCGGGCGAUUGUGUAAGAUCUGAGCCUCCAGUGGAAGGGCUGCGAUUGAUCGAUUGCGAAACGAACAAAGUGGUCUGCGUUGAUGAUCUUGACUCAGCGUCGCUAGAAUACGUCACACUCAGCACCUCCCUGGGGAAUGGUGGACGAGAAUUGUUGGAAGAAGACGUCCUCGAAAACGAUGUGCCAUUGCUAUUCAAGGAUGCGAUCCAGAUCACCACCUCUCUCGGCUUUCAGUAUCUUUGGAUAAGCCAAAUCUGCCUCGCCAAGUUGGAGGAAACCGAAAGACAAAAACAACUUGAUCUCACCGGCGAAAUAUUUGCCCAGUCAGCUCUCACAAUUGUUGUCGCCGCAGAUAUUGGUCUCAACGACGGCAUUCCUGGAAUUAGCACACCGCGCGAACCACAGCUCUCAUUGAAAACCCAGAACACCGUUUUUACAACAAGCCUGUUGCGCCCCGAUCUAGAAGUCAGCGGCUCUCGGUGGGCUUCGGGGGGCUGGAGCUUUCAGGAAGGCCUUCUCUCCCGAAGACGACUGGUCUUUACCCCAUCCCAGAUCUAUUUCCAGUGCCGCACCCUCCACUGCCACGAAACCCUCUCAUUACCCCUUCAGUACGCUCCUGGUCUCAACCUAGGCCGGAUAUUCCCCGAUGGGGGUGCCGGUACUAGACCAGAGGUUCUCAGCAAGCAAAUCCAGACGUAUCUCACCAAAGACUUCGAGUUUCCGGAAGACCGAUUAAAAGCAUUCCAAGGUGUUCUUCGCCACUAUUCCAAGAUCCCCCGCGGGAUGAACAACUUCCUUGGCUUACCACUCUUCAAUGUGGACGAUUUCUCUCAGGAGCCGGUUGCUAACAGGACCUCUCAACUUGCCGUUGCAUUAGGUUGGACGCCAGAGCGGGUGUCACCUUCACCCUACCUUGAUCCCCUCAUCCUCUCACACGAAGGCCACUAUCCCUCCUGGACUUGGUUGUCAUGGUAUCCCCGCCCAGGACACAGUCAGUCCAACCAGACCUUCCGCUUUAAUCUGGUUGAGGAGAGCAAAGCGCGCCCCUUGGAUGGGGUAUCUGCACCCUCAAAGAUGAAGAUAUCCGUUGGCUUUGAAGGCGGGAAAGUCCUAUCAUGGGAGGAUGAUGAAACAGCGUUGUCAACUGAGAUUGGACCCAUCAAGUUUUUGAGGCUGUCCACCUUCUGUGUUGACAUUCGGCUCACAAAAGAGGAGGAGAAUCUAAUCAUCAUUGGUCUUGGCGUCAAUCCCCAAGCCAAGGAUGCCAUCAAGGGCUGGUUGCGCUCCUCCCACUCUUCUCUCGCAUCGCUCGCAUCCCCGGACUCCUCGACGACUUCUGACGCAGACUCUUUGCCCAACGGUGAACACAAGCUUACCGGCAUACUUCUCUCCGGGCGUGGAUGGCGUGGGCCCGCCAAGAAGACCGCCACGCUCCUCAUUUGCGGCCCAAAACGUUUGGGAAGCGAAGAAGAGCGCCUGGUCAGACUCGGCUUGCUGUCCAUCACAUACGCCGACUUCAUAUCCACCGACGACAAGACGGCAAAAUUAGAAGGCGUCGUCUUGAAUGAUGCCGGGGGCAAGGGCGAUAUUGAUCUCCGAAUGCGCGAGGUCGACCUCUACUAA
Molecule: messenger RNA, 2268 nt
Organism: Clonostachys rhizophaga
Lineage: Eukaryota; Fungi; Ascomycota; Sordariomycetes; Hypocreales; Bionectriaceae
Source: the annotation of a GenBank genome assembly